This is a messenger RNA of Lingula anatina, 1110 nucleotides long. RefSeq lists its product as uncharacterized. The record is from RefSeq and is a predicted model, not a curated record. NCBI's taxonomy places the organism in Eukaryota, Metazoa, Brachiopoda, Lingulata, Lingulida, Lingulidae. Gene Ontology annotation, molecular function: CoA-ligase activity.
UUGUCUUGGGGUAUCUUCCUUUCUUCCAUGGCUUUGGUUUACUUACCAUCAAUCUCAGAACGAUCAAAUUCAAACAGACAAUUGUAUGCAUGAGAAAAUUCGAUUUUGAAGACUUCCUGGCCGCUAUUGAAAAGUACAAAAUCCGGUAUCUGUUUGCGGCGCCCCCUAUUGUCAUUAGGAUGGCCAAGCACCCCAGUGUGGCAAAAUACGACCUAUCUUGUGUAGAAACCAUCAUGUCAGCAGCAGCCCCACUGAGAAGGGAUUCAGAAGAGGAACUAGAGGCGCGUCUUGGGACGUGUAGUGUGACACAAGCUUAUGGGUUAACAGAGGCAGGUGGUUUCUGCUCUUUGCCCCCACUGUCAAGACACUUAAGGCGACCAGGAGCGUCUGGAGUUUUAGUCCCAAAUACAGAGUGUAAGGUGGUGGACCCAAGCACGGGGAAGGAACUCGGUCCAAACCAAGAUGGCGAACUAUGGUUCCGAGGCCCUCAAAUUUCCAAGGGCUACUUGAAUAACCCUGCCGACUCUGCGACCACCUUGGACAAGGAAGGCUGGAUACACACUGGUGACAUUGGGUACUACGACGAGGACCAAUACCUAUACAUUAAGGAUCGCAUUAAGGAAAUGAUCAAGUUCAAAGGAUUCCAGGUGGCGCCAGCAGAGCUAGAGGGCGUCUUGGUAACCCACCCAGCGGUAGAAGACGCGGCGGUAGUGGGUCGACCUGACCAAGAGGCUGGAGAAUUGCCCAUGGCGUUUGUGGUACUUAAGUCUGGUAGAAUGGCCACUGAGAGGGACAUCAUGGACUUCUUGGCAGAAAAGGUGGCUUCUUACAAGCGUUUGCGGGGUGGAGUGGUAAUUGUGAAGUCGAUCCCUAAAACUGGGAGCGGGAAAAUUCUGCGGCGUUUUCUUCGAGCUGAAUUAAAGGAGAGAUUACAGAAAAUGAAACCAAAACUCUGAGGAAUUUUAUGGUGUUGUACUUCCGUGGGGAUGGAUGCUUUGACUUUUUAAAUGCCUUUUUAUCUAAUUAAUAGGACCACUUACAUUAAGACCAAAUAUCAUUGUAUAUUGGAUAUUAUUCCCUAAUUAUUUGAAGUUGAUUAGUAAUCAGUCU